AUGUCUUGUGAGGACACUAAAAGAAGUCCCAAUAGAGGAGGAAGCAGUUUCUUCACACCGGCGGACAGAGAGAUGGGUUUGAGACCAAAUUCCGAGGGAACGAGCGUUGAUUCCAGGCAAGGACUUCCAAUUCCAGCAUUACCGGUGAUGAAGCUGUGGAGAUUUGAUGGAACCAAAGCCGAGCCUUUGGUCGCUGUGGGAGAGUGGUCGUCGAACAGAGGGUCGAUGAUGGUGGUACAUACCGGUGAAAUAGUAGAUCUGUCCAAAGGGAAGACCAUAAGAAAGAGAAGCCCACAGAGCUGGGAACCGUAUGUAGCUGAUGAUGUGCACGUUCAGUUUUACAUGAUGAGCCCAUAUAUGCUGAAAACCUUGUCAACUGACAAGAAGGGUAUGUUUCAUACAUCUUCCACGGUUCCUGAUGUGUUCCAAUUUAAGGUUGAAUACGAAAAGCUCGGCUACACAACAUUAUCUCUUUCGAAGCAGAUUCCUGUGAGGCCUUACAGACAUAAUGAGUAUGAGACAUUUAUUCCAACUGCGUAUCCUUAUUAUAGAGCCUGCUUUUCCACUAUGGCUGGUUUCUUUGUCUUCAGCUUCGUCUAUCUCUACCAUAAUUAGAAAAUGCCUUAAAUUAGUUCUCCAGUCUCAUAAAGUAACCCAGCCUCUUCAUAUUUAGACGAGAAAAAUGUAAACAUUUGAAUUUUGAGUCCUCUAUUAUUUCGCGAACAAGCUUUAGUCAAACACUUUUUAACCUUUGUUUUGUUCUUCAGCUAUUUUAUGUUAGCGGUAAUUUUACAACCU
This is a messenger RNA of Raphanus sativus (radish), 798 nucleotides long. Its product is annotated as dolichyl-diphosphooligosaccharide--protein glycosyltransferase 48 kDa subunit-like. The transcript is spliced from 5 exons. Bases 1 to 615 code for a protein of 204 amino acids. The record is from RefSeq and is a predicted model, not a curated record. Gene Ontology annotation, cellular component: endoplasmic reticulum membrane; oligosaccharyltransferase complex. NCBI's taxonomy places the organism in Eukaryota, Viridiplantae, Streptophyta, Magnoliopsida, Brassicales, Brassicaceae.